AUGGGGGAGGAGAUAAAAAGUUAUGAGGAAUGCUUAGACAAAUUAUAUAAAACUCAUGCAAUGAAAUUAGGACUUGAUAGCAUGAAACAGAUGAGCGAGUCGUUUAACAAUCCUACUGAAAAUUACAAAACUGUGCACGUUGCAGGUACUAAUGGAAAGGGGUCAGUAUGCUAUAAAAUUUAUUCAUGUCUGAAGUUGAGAAAAUUUAAGGUAGGAAUAUAUUCUUCUCCUCAUAUAUUUUCACUAAGAGAAAGAAUAAUAGUAGAUGACGAACCGAUAAACGAGGAGGAUUUAAUAUGUUUAGUUAACCAAGUAUUUAAAAAAAUUAAAGAAAUAAAUAUAUAUCCAUCCUUCUUUGAAAUUAUUUCACUAGUUGCCUUUUUACACUUUUCAAAUAAAAAAGUUGACUAUGCAAUAAUAGAAACAGGGAUAGGUGGAAGAUUAGAUGCUACAAAUAUUUUGAAAAGUCCUGAACUGAUCAUAAUAACUUCCAUAGGUUAUGACCAUGUGCAUAUAUUAGGAUCCGAGCUUAAAGAUAUAUGUAAUGAAAAAAUAGGUAUAUUUAAGAAAAAUGCAAAUGUAGUUAUAGGACCAUCUGUUUCUAUAUAUAAAAAUGUUUUUCAAAAAGCAAAAGAAUUAAACUGCACUAUUAAUGUAGUGCCACCAGAACCAAGAGGAGAAACAUACAAUGAAGAAAAUUCUAGAAUAGCUAUGGAAGCAUUAAAAUUGUUAAAGAUAAAUAUAGACAAUUUUUUAAAGUCAGUUAUACAUAUUAAACCACCACUACGAAAACAAUAUUUAGCUGAGGAGCAAAUGCAGCAUGUAAAAAAGAAAUUCAUGUCUACAAAUUUCCUACAACAAAAUAAUGAUUAUUCUUUAUAUCCUCAUGCUGUUAUACUAGAUGUUGGACAUAAUGAAACCGCCAUUGAUAGAUUGUGUCGAGAUAUUAACAUCUUUCAUAAAGGAAAAUUAAUUAGAGCAUGUAUAUCUAUAACGAAGCCACGAAGUUUAAAUAUAUUCCAACCCUUAAUUGCGCAGUUUCCGCAUGUAUUGAAGGAUAUUUUUUACUUACCGUCCUUGAAUGAACGGACAUACGAUUUUGAAGAGUUAGUAGAAAUGAUAAACUGGGAUAAUCGCAUAAAGGAUGAAUUAAAGGAACAUGUUUUAAGUGGAGCAAAAAAGGUGAAACAGUGGUUGAGGAUCCAUAGAGGGGAGAGUGCAGAUGACCCAACUAACCCAAACAACGCGGACAAUUUGUAUAAAAGGGGUACCAUUCCGGUAAUUGUGAAAAACGCCUUUCUGGAAUGUUGCAAAGACAAUUCAAUUUUGCUAAUUUGUGGAACUUUUUUUAUUUUUGAUGAAGUUUUAAAUUCGUUUGAUAUAUACUCAGACAUGCAAGAUACAAUUUUUAUGAACGAACCAUCAACAAUUUAA
Molecule: messenger RNA, 1434 nt
Organism: Plasmodium malariae
Lineage: Eukaryota; Apicomplexa; Aconoidasida; Haemosporida; Plasmodiidae
Gene: DHFS-FPGS
Product: dihydrofolate synthase/folylpolyglutamate synthase, putative
Exons: 4
Coding region: 1-1434 (477 amino acids)
Biological process (GO): folic acid-containing compound biosynthetic process
Cellular component (GO): mitochondrion; cytoplasm; cytosol
Molecular function (GO): tetrahydrofolylpolyglutamate synthase activity; dihydrofolate synthase activity; ATP binding
Source: RefSeq, a predicted model, not a curated record